Messenger RNA from Dentiscutata erythropus, 278 nucleotides. Lineage: Eukaryota; Fungi; Glomeromycota; Glomeromycetes; Diversisporales; Gigasporaceae. The record is from the annotation of a GenBank genome assembly.
AUUCAAAAUUGAUAGAUAAGAUUACUGAACUUGAAAAAGAAAACAUCAAAAUUAAAGGGGGGAAUGUGAAGUUAAAACAGAACAUAGAUGAACUUAAAAAAGAACUAGAAUUUAAGAAAAAUCAAAAAUUUCAGGAAAAAUGUAUUCUAAUAGCCCAGAUACUUUUUAAUAAGGAGCCCAUAGUUGAAUAUUAUCCAUCAUUUAUGGAAGAAUUAGAACUUGAUGCUUUCUUCCAACAUCAUCGAAUCGCAUUAGAGGUGCAAGGGGCCCAACAUUGA